GGUUUGUGCGUUUACGACACUGUGCUGUUCGUGCGUGAGCGUGGAGGAAAUGGUAGCAAGAUGGCGGCGUUGAAGGAGGAGCAGUGCUACGGAUUGUCCUGUGGACGAGUGAGCAAUGGCAGUAAUGUCUCCGUCUUUCACGUAAAACUCACUGACAGCGCCUUGAAAGCAUUUGAAGGUUAUCAGAGCAGCAAGGGCCUGUCUUCACAACCGCUGAUACGAUUUACUGGAAGCCAAGGGAAAAUCUCAAUACCGUGGUCGGAAAAUCAGAAUGAGCUGCGACUGUUUACUUUCUACUUGUCCAAUGUGGGUAGAGACAACCCACAGGGCAGCUUUGACUGCAUCCAGCAGUACAUCACCAGUGAGGGGAGCAUUCAGCUGGACUGCCUGGGUGGAAUCCAGGACAAGAUCACGGUGUGUGCCACGGACGACUCUUAUCAGAAGGCCAGGCAAAGCAUGGCUCAGGCAGAGGAGGAGACCCGCAGCAGGGGUGCGAUCGUCAUCAAGCCUGGGGGGAGAUACGUGGGUAAGAAGGUGCAGAUCCGGAAACCGGCACCUGGGCUGUCUGACAUCGCUCCAUCGCGGCGGACGUCGCGGCCUGUCAUCAUCUCUAGCAGUGCGGCGAAGAAGAGCACAGCGCAGCAGAGGCCCCUGAGGGAGCGCCUCACCCACCUGCUGGCCCUCAAGCCUUACAGAAAGCCUGAGCUCAUCCUGCGCCUGCAGAAGGAUGGCCUCUUGCCCUUUGACAAGGACUCUCUGGACAGCCUCCUGCAACAGGUGGCUAACCUAAAUGUGAGAGACAACACCUUCACAUUGAAGGACUCUUUGUUCAAGGACAUCCAGAAGGACUGGCCAGGCUACACUGAGGGAGACCAGCAACUUCUGAAGAGGAUCCUUGUUCGGAAAAUGUGUCAGACUCCAAGCACCACCACAGUGGCUCCUCCAGCUGAGGUCCCACUCCCAGUGAGCCCUCCCAAAGAGCUGGCUAGCAGCUCCCCAUCGCAAAAACGACCUGCUGCAGAUUUCAUCGAUCCUCUGGCCAACAAAAAGCCCAGGAUAUCACACAUGGCUAACAAAACAGCAGUACCAAUAAAUGGCAAGCAGAGUUCGUCCAAUGGAAAGGAGGGGAGUGGGGCAGUGGUUGUGGCGCCAGCGGUUGAAGGCGUGACAUCCAGCUCCCAGCUCCCCCUACUUGACAUCCACCGGCCCUUCGACCCACUCUCCGACGUUAGUAACGACUCCAGCCACAAUGGCCGAGACUGUGAGGGCCAAGAGGCCGCUGUAGCAGAGAGACUGAGCCAGCCACCAGUCUUCUCUGGGCCCGCAGUACUGUCCGUACCAACCCUGGGCCUCUCGUCCCUCGGACACUCCGGCCUUGUUGGGCCCCAGAGCAAGAGCACCUUGCCCUCCCUGCACGGCAAGUCCAAGAAGAAGUCCAAAAAACACAAAGACAAGGAAAAGUCCAAAGAGAGGGAAGGGAGGGGGAGAGCGAGAGAGAAGGAGAGGAAAGGAGCAGAGGAGCGUGUUCCUGAGCCAAGAAAAGCCUGUGACAUCACCUCCAGCCCUGAGAACCUGAAGAGCAGUAGUAUUCCACACAGCAGCACAGAUCUCAAUGGAAUGUGCAACAACACCAGUGUUCCUUCGUCAUCGACUGAGAUGGCAGACUAUUUAUCGGAGUAUACAGUGAUUGGCUCUUCCGAGCAGCGUCAAACAUACAAGAAUUACUUUAAUACUGAGUAUAGUGAGUACCGGGGCCUCCACGCUCGGAUAGAGGGCAUCACCCGGCAGUUCACUGUGCUCGACACUGAGCUUAAGCAGCUCCAACAAGGCACAGACAAGUACAAGACAAUCCACAACCAGAUACUCCAAGAGUAUCGUAAAAUAAAAAAGACUAAUCCAAACUAUAGCCAAGAGAAGAACCGCUGUGAAUAUCUACACAGCAAACUGUCACAUAUAAAGAAACUUAUAGCAAAGUAUGAUCAACAGCAACUUCAAAACUGGACUGGUUGACAUUUUCUCUUUUCUCUCUGCAACCCGAAGAAAGAGAAACACUGGAUUCUGUUAGCUCUAAAAUAACUUAUUAAAGAUGCCAUGAAGGGAGGGAUUAUUCCUAAAUAUGCCAUGAAGGGAUGGAUGAUUCCCCUCAUUGGGGCCAAAAGCACUAGUGAGGACAAAAGCAGACCACAUUUCUUUUUUUUCUUUUUUCGAAGAUGUGACACUGGCAUGUUAGGCCAGAUCUCUGUGUAGCUACACUGCAUCCGGAAAAGCUUUGCGUGCUGUUUCUCAUACUCUUUCUCAUACUCUGUCCUAAGUGCACAGAGAUCUCUCGAAAUGGAAUAAACACAUUCUUUGGAGAUCUCCAAACAGCCUUUCCUGGUUUGUAGACGGCCGUGGUGGUGACACUGAAAUGGAGUCGGCAGAUCUUAUGCCAAAUGCAAAUAGUUUGUUUGAGAACAGAUAAAAUGUAAUGAAUUAUGGUAUCACAUUUUUCCCCAUAAAUUGAAAUGGAAGAUUCUAAACUCUAUUUUACUGUUUUUUAUUUAUUAUUUCAUUUUUGUUCUAUAGGAGUAACAAGUUCUGUUAUUUUACACUCCUCAAUAUUAGUACUACAAAGAAGUGUCUUGUUUUUUUUUUUUUUUUUUCACAUCUUGAAUGUUAGUCAGUAUUUUAUGCAAAAACUGCCUUGGCAAUCAAAUUGUCCAUCUGUUGCAGUUCAUUAUUUUCUUUCCUUUUUAAAGAGAUGCACCUAACCCCAUCAAUUUAAUAAAGACAAUGCUAUACAAAAUCCA
Messenger RNA from Oncorhynchus gorbuscha (pink salmon), 2789 nucleotides. RefSeq names its product RNA polymerase II elongation factor ELL-like. Bases 61 to 2010 code for a protein of 649 amino acids. The transcript is spliced from 12 exons. Gene Ontology annotation, molecular function: cis-regulatory region sequence-specific DNA binding. The record is from RefSeq and is a predicted model, not a curated record. NCBI's taxonomy places the organism in Eukaryota, Metazoa, Chordata, Actinopteri, Salmoniformes, Salmonidae. Gene Ontology annotation, cellular component: transcription elongation factor complex. Gene Ontology annotation, biological process: snRNA transcription by RNA polymerase II; transcription elongation by RNA polymerase II; positive regulation of transcription elongation by RNA polymerase II.